AAAAAAAAAAAAUUUCAAACAAAGAACAAAACAAAAAAAAAAGAAGGAAUACAAACGAUAUUCAUCCAAUAUUACCGUAAUAAAAAAAGGAUAUGACAACAACUUGUACAACAAUGACGGGUAAACCAUCUCAUCCGCCGGAUCAUAUAAAAAGACCAAUGAAUGCUUUUAUGGUUUGGUCUCGAGGCCAACGAAGAAAAAUGGCACAGGAUAAUCCGAAAAUGCAUAAUUCUGAAAUAUCAAAACGUUUAGGUGCUGAAUGGAAAUUAUUAACUGAAAGUCAAAAGAGACCAUUUAUUGAUGAGGCAAAAAGAUUAAGAGCACUACAUAUGAAAGAACAUCCAGAUUAUAAAUAUCGUCCAAGAAGGAAACCAAAAACUUUAACAAAAUCACCAAUACCACAUAGUAAUCAACAAAAUAAUCAUCAUCAUCAGCAUCAUCAUCAACAUCUUCCAAAUAAUCAUCGUAGCACAAAUGAAACAAAUAAUAAUAAUGGUAAUGUUAUUCAUCCAACAACAACACAACGACAUGCCGCUUCAUUUAAUAAUCCUUUUGAUUUAUCACAAGUUCAACGUCCACCUAGCAUAUAUCCAUAUUAUACAGGUUUAGAUCCAGCAUUACCUCAUACAAUAACACCAACAUUAGUUAACUUAGAUUUACAAGCUCGAUUACAUGGUCAUUUAUUAACAAUGGGUAAUUUAUAUCCAGCAUUAUCACCUUGGCGAUAUUUACCAUUAAUACAAGCCGAUACACCACCAUCACCUCCGGAAGAUAGUAAAGAAUCAUUGGUGCCGACAACAGCAACAUCUGCAUUAUUAUCAGCGUAUAGUGCUAGCGGGACAACUAUUCAAGCAACUAAAGAAUCACCACCAUUAACACCAAAUGGUGCAUCUCAACCAUUACCUAGUGUUAUAUGACCAACUCCAUUGCGCUUCAGCGCUACAGAGCACGCUGCCGUAUAAUCAGAAGCAGAAAAACUAUGUAUGUAAAAAAAAAAAUUAAUGAACAAAAAAGUUUAAAACAAAAUGUACGUAAUUUUUCAAUUAAAUUUAAAAAAAAAGUACUUUUUAAUAUACACA
Condylostylus longicornis is the source of this 1079-nucleotide messenger RNA. RefSeq names its product transcription factor Sox-14 (gene Sox21a). The transcript is spliced from 2 exons. Gene Ontology annotation, biological process: cell differentiation; regulation of DNA-templated transcription; anatomical structure morphogenesis. NCBI's taxonomy places the organism in Eukaryota, Metazoa, Arthropoda, Insecta, Diptera, Dolichopodidae. The record is from RefSeq and is a predicted model, not a curated record. Gene Ontology annotation, molecular function: DNA-binding transcription factor activity, RNA polymerase II-specific; RNA polymerase II cis-regulatory region sequence-specific DNA binding. The coding region runs from base 93 to 917 and encodes 274 amino acids.